AUGGCUGAGGAAAUUGAGUUCUCUUUUAUCGCCGUGGUCCUCCGCAUUCAACUUCACAUUGAUUUCUCUCCCUCUCUCUCUCUCUCUCUCUCUCUCCCCCUCCCUUGUCUGCUCUCCAGCUGCCGCACCAGCAACAGGAAGAGUCUGAUCCUGACCACCACCUCGCCAACUCUGCCUCGCCCACACUCCCCUCUGCCCCUCCCUGGACACCUUGGGAGCAGCCCUCUGGACAGCCCACGAAACUUCUCGCCGAGCAACCCAGCACACUUCUCAUUCGCCUCCUCCAGAAGAGCCGAUGGUCGUCGAUGGUCAUUAGCCUCUCUGCCCUCGUCUGGAUAUGGCACUAACACCCCCAGCUCCACGUCCUCCAGCUCUUCUCAGGAGCGUUUGCACCAGCUGCCCUUCCAGCCCACCAUGGACGAACUACACUUCUUGUCCAAGCACUUCGGCAGCACCGAGAGCAUCACGGAUGACGACGGCGGCCGAAGCUCCCCCCAAAUGCGCCCACGCUCCCGCAGCCUCAGCCCGGGUCGUUCCCCCUCCUGCUACGACAAUGAGAUAGUCAUGAUGAACCAUGUCUACAAGGAGCGUUUCCCCAAGGCCACCACGCAGAUGGAGGGGCGGUUGGCAGAGUUCAUCCAGACCUACUCUCCAGAAAACGUCCUGCCCCUGGCUGACGGGGUCCUCAGCUUCAUCCACCACCAGAUAGUCGAGCUGGCCCGAGACUGCCUGGCCAAGGCGCGUGAAGGCCUCAUCACCACCAUCUACUUCUUCGAGUUGCAGGAGAACCUGGAGAAGCUGCUCAACGAUGCGUACGAGCGGUCAGAGAGCUCUGAGGUUGCCUUCGUCACGGAGCUGGUGAAAAAGCUCCUCAUCAUAAUAUCGCGGCCUGCCAGGCUUCUGGAGUGUCUGGAGUUCAAUCCGGAGGAAUUUUACCAUCUGCUGGAGGCAGCAGAGGAUCACGCCAAGGAGGGACACCUGAUGAAGACGGACAUCCCCCGUUACAUCAUCAGCCAGCUGGGACUGACCAGGGACCCUAUUGAGGAAAUGGUGAACCUGGAUAGUUACGACAGCGAAGGACCGCUCACUCCCGAAACUGAUGACUCAACAGAGGGGAAGAUCAGGACCAUGAAGCCGCCAGGCGAGGCUGACUUCCAGACUAUCAAGCUGAUCAGUAAUGGGGCUUAUGGCGCUGUGUACCUGGUGCGUCACCUGGAGACUCGCCAGCGUUUUGCCAUGAAGAAGAUCAACAAGCAGAACCUGAUUCUGAGGAACCAGAUCCAGCAGGCCUUUGUGGAGCGAGACAUCCUCACGUUUGCGGAGAAUCCGUUCGUCGUCUCCAUGUUCUGCUCCUUUGAAACCCGUCGGCACCUUUGCAUGGUUAUGGAGUACGUAGAAGGAGGAGACUGUGCCACGUUGCUGAAGAAUAUUGGGGCCCUUCCUGUAGAAAUGGCCCGCAUGUACUUUGCUGAGACGGUCCUGGCACUGGAGUACAUACACAACUAUGGCAUCGUCCACCGCGACCUCAAACCGGACAAUCUCCUGAUUACCUCCAUGGGCCACAUCAAGCUGACAGAUUUUGGCCUGUCUAAAAUAGGACUGAUGAGUCUGACCACCAAUUUAUAUGAGGGACACAUAGAGAAGGACACCCGGGAGUUCUUGGAUAAACAGGUUUGCGGUACUCCGGAGUACAUUGCCCCAGAGGUGAUCCUGCGUCAGGGCUAUGGGAAACCUGUGGACUGGUGGGCCAUGGGCAUCAUCCUCUACGAGUUUCUGGUGGGUUGUGUACCUUUCUUUGGAGACACACCGGAGGAACUGUUUGGACAGGUCAUCACAGACGACAUAGUGUGGCCAGAAGGGGAUGAAGCGCUCCCUGCAGACGCCCAGAACCUGAUCUCAACACUACUGCAGACCAACCCGCUGGUCCGGCUGGGCACCGGUGGUCCUUUUGAAGUGAAGCAGCACUCAUUCUUCUCAGAGGUGGACUGGAACAGCCUCUUGCGACAGAAGGCAGAGUUCAUCCCUCACCUAGAGUCAGAGGAGGACACCAGUUAUUUUGACACUCGAUCUGAGCGCUACCAUCACGUCCAUUCCUAUGACGAGGAUGACACCAAUGAUGAUGAACCUGUGGAGAUCCGCCGCUUUUCAUCCUGCUCUCCUCGCUUCAGCAAGGUGUACAGCAGUAUGGAGCAUCUGUCCCAGCUGGAGUACAAACCUCCCUCCGUCACCCGACGAGAGCACAAAGUUCCCAGGGAGGAGCGGAUGGCCAAAAGAGAGAGCCUGGGCAGCCUCACCCUCCGGGACAAGAGCUGGAGAACCGGGUCUCCUGAGAUGAAGCGUCUGUCCUGCUCAGAGUCCUCCUUCACCGAGAGUGACUCCAGUCCUCCCACUGGAGUCCGCCGACGCUUCUCUGCCCUCAUGGACACGCAUCGUUUCACCUCUCCUUUGGAGGUCGACUCAGAGCUGUCCAUCCCCACCAGGCAGCCACAGGUUAAGGCCAGGGGUGCAUCACUGGAAGGAGCUAUGGGCACCACCUCCAGUCAGGGGGAUUUGAGGCCCAUUCCUAAGGAGGACAAGCUUUUGAGGCCUGCUGAUACUCUAAUGCCUCUACCAGGCACUACUGCUGUAUUAGGGGCCCCAGAUCCUCUGGGGCCACGGGGGGCCACCACUGACCUUGUCCUGCGGCGGGUCCGCCAUCAGCAGCUGUCAGCAGAAGGCGAGAAAUGCAGCCCACGACCAGGAACAAAAGUCAUUAAAUCUGCCUCAGCCACCGCCCUCUCCGUCAUCAUUCCUGCAGUGGAGCAGCAUGGCACCUCCCCUCUGGCCAGCCCUAUGUCUCCUCGCUCCAUCUCCUCCAAUCCUUCUUCCCGUGACUCCUCUCCCAGCAGGGAUUACUCCCCCUCGGUCAGCGUGCUGCGCUCCCCCAUCACCAUCCACCGCUCUGGGAAGAAGUACGGCUUCACCCUCCGAGCCAUCAGGGUCUACAUGGGGGACAGUGAUGUCUACAGCGUGCACCACAUGGUUUGGCAUGUGGAAGAUGGCGGCCCUGCCCAGGACGCUGGACUUAAUGCCGGUGACCUGAUUACUCAUGUGAAUGGAGAGUCGGUCCAUGGUCUGGUUCACACAGAGGUGGUGGAGCUCAUCCUCAAGAGUGGAAACAAGGUGACGGUUACUACAACUCCCUUUGAGAAUACCUCCAUAAAAGUGGGUCCUGCCCGAAAGUCGAGCUACAAAUCAAAAAUGGCACGACGCAACAAAAGGACGGCAGCCAAGGAGGGACAAGAAAAGAAACGUGGUUCGUUGUUCAGGAAGAUCACCAAGCAGUCCAACCUGCUCCACACCAGCCGGAGCCUCUCCUCUCUGAACCGGUCCCUGUCGUCUGGAGACAGUCUGCCUGGCUCUCCCACCCACAGCCUCUCCGCCCGCUCCCCCACUCAAAGUUACCGCUCCACUCCUGACUCCCCUUACCUGGGUACCUCCUCACAGAGCAGCUCUCCAGCCUCCAGCACCCCCAACUCCCCCGCUGCCUCCCAGCACAUGAGACCCAGCUCCCUGCAUGGCCUCUCUCCUAAACUCCACCGACAGUACCGCUCUGCCCGCUGCAAGUCCGCUGGCAACAUCCCCCUGUCCCCACUGGCCCAUACCCCUUCCCCCACCACUUCCUCUCCCCCGCCUCUCAUUGGCCACACGGUGGGCAGCUCCAACACGACCCAGACAUUCCCCGCCAAGCUACACUCCUCACCCCCUGUGGCUCGCCCACGCCCCAAGAGUGCCGAGCCACCCAGGUCUCCUCUGCUUCAGCGAGUACAGUCGGCAGAGAAACUGGGAACUCCACUCAUGACUUCCUCGUCUUCAUCAUCGUCAUCACCCUCUCCCUUGACAGGAGGGGUAUCCAUGCGUAAGCAUAGCCUGGAGGUGACACAUGGGGACUACCGGAGAGAGUCCUUCCACUGUGAGCACAGUCUGCAAAGCCUGUUGGAGAUGGAGGGAGAGAACGGACCGGCUCCCCCCUCUCCCUCGUCCUCGUCCUCCCCCUCGCCCCCUACGGGAGGAGAGAUUGGAAGUUUGAAGCCUGUGAGGAGGCUGGGAAGGCAAGAAUCACCUCUUAGCCGUGACACACUGCUGACAGAGAGAGAGAAAGACACCCACGCCACAAAGUCUGAGACCCAAACUCCAAGCAUUGCAGCUAAAGUUGAGUCCAAGACCAGUGCUGUCAGCACAGCUGAGACAUUAUCAUCUGCCGAGGCUCCCAAGAUUAAAACAGGUCCAGCUUCAGUGGAGACGUACUCUAGUCCAGCGUUGACUCCUGCUACAACACAGGUCAAGCCGAGCCCGGGGGACAAAUUUCCAUGUGCAAGCACGCCGAGCUCUGAGAUAACAGUGACCAAAAGUAAGCCCAGUGACAAAACCCCAACCACAGCAAAGAGCUUGCAGUCACAGGACAGUAAGCAAAAGAGCGCACAGACAGACAGUAGCCCAGCAGCUACUGGCAAAGGGGCCUUGCAGAAGAUAGCAGUCGUAGAAAAGUCCAAGCAAACGAAAGCGACAGAGGCUGAAGAUAGCCUUGUGAAAGGAGGGGUAAGUGGCAGUGGUAAAGCAACGGAGACCACCAGGGUGAAAGGUCCUGCACCUUCGGUUCCAACUGAAGCUCAAGUCCAGGCUGCAUCCCCACCCACAUCCACAGUCCCAGCUGUCACCCGACCCAGAGCAGAGAAGCUAUCAGGCCCGUCAAGUAGCUACCGAGGCGCCAAAGAGGAGAGGUCCCACCUGGAAGUCCUGGAGGAGAACCCUAUGUCUCCCACCUCCACCGCAGCCUCCCCAUGCUCCAGCAAGUCACGUCCUGUGUCCCCGGGUGAGAAGGCCAGCUUUGUUACCCAGCUCACGAGUGUGGCCAAAACUGUCCUCGGGCCUAUGAAGGUGGGGUCUCAGGAUAGUACCAAGGGAAAGGACACCCCCAAGGCAAAUGAAGAGAAGCGGUCAAGCACAACGGGAAAAUCGGAGGCUUCUUGUGGGGGUGGUCCUCAUAUGAAACGGGGGGCCCAGGCAGCAUCUGCGGUGAUUGCUAGCACAGCCCAAUCUGACAAGGCAAACACUCGGAGCUCAAAGCAUCAUUCAUGA
Molecule: messenger RNA, 5118 nt
Organism: Lampris incognitus (smalleye Pacific opah)
Lineage: Eukaryota; Metazoa; Chordata; Actinopteri; Lampriformes; Lampridae
Product: microtubule-associated serine/threonine-protein kinase 1-like
Exons: 26
Coding region: 1-5118 (1705 amino acids)
Biological process (GO): intracellular signal transduction; peptidyl-serine phosphorylation
Molecular function (GO): magnesium ion binding; protein binding; ATP binding
Source: RefSeq, a predicted model, not a curated record